Molecule: messenger RNA, 9656 nt
Organism: Aedes albopictus (Asian tiger mosquito)
Lineage: Eukaryota; Metazoa; Arthropoda; Insecta; Diptera; Culicidae
Product: odorant receptor 67d-like
Exons: 4
Coding region: 7051-8214 (387 amino acids)
Biological process (GO): sensory perception of smell; detection of chemical stimulus involved in sensory perception of smell
Cellular component (GO): plasma membrane
Molecular function (GO): olfactory receptor activity; odorant binding
Source: RefSeq, a predicted model, not a curated record
UUUUUAAAGAGUUUACUAAAAAGUUUAUGGAAUGUUUGAAAAAUUAAAGAAGAUUCUCUUAGGCUAUAUUAGAAAGGUUUAAGUGAGAAUUCAUCUGAAGAUUCCUCUUAACAUCUCUUCAGAACGCUUCCCUGUCCAUGGAUUUCUUUCAAAUUUUCUUCAGGGGUUCAUCCUGAGAUUCUUUCACGAUUUUUUUCUGGGGCUUCUUCAGAAGUUCCUCACGGAAUUUCUCAAAAAAGUCACCAUUAAACUUUAGACUGAAUCUCUGGAAGGAAAUGAUCUCAUUUCAAUUCUAUACAUUUUGCAGAACACAAAUCCGAACAAAUUUGAGAAGGAAAUUUGACAAAAAAAAGUAAGAAAACAAAUAAAACUCUUGCAGGAAUAUGAUCGAAUUUCAGUGAAACGAACGAAUUAUAACGAAUUAUUAACAAAUUCAUGCGAAAUGUUGAAAAAAAUUUAAGAAUAAUUCUAAAGGAAAUUCAGAGAUUCUUGAGAAAUUCCGGAGAGAAUCUGAAAUAACUUUCAAGGUAAUUCUGAAGAAGUUUUGAAAAAUCCAGAACAAUAAUGCAGUACUAUCAAGGGGAAGAAUUGAAAAAAAAAAUCUAACAAUAUUUAAGAGAGAAUUAAAAAAAAUCGUUUUGGAGGGGUUGGUGCAAUUCAAACGAAUUUCUGAGAAAUUCUGAGGAAACUUCAAAGUUGUUUUUGACGAAAUCAGGAGAAAAUUUUAAAGAGAAUUCUUAAGAAUUCAUAAUAAUAUCCUUAACAAAAUUAAGAGAUUGAAAAAAAGUUUCAGUGGCAAUGUGUAGGAACAAGAGGAGUUUUAUGAUGAAUUUUCAGAAAGGGUUGUCAAGGAAUUCAAAGGAACUUUUUUUUUAUAAAUUCCAUUAAGAAUCCUAAGGGAUUCAUGAGCGGCGACUAAAAAAAUAAAAAAAAUCCUAGAGGAAACUCAAAAUUAAGUCAAAGAAAUUCCAGAUUAAAAUCUUCAGAUUUUUGAGAAUGAAUUGUAAGAGAAUUCCAGGAACAAUUCUUAAAGUAUUUUAGUGUGAAUUUCGUGGGAUUUUGUAGAGAAAACCAGAAAAUUUUUAAUGAAAUUCCGCUUAGAACACUAAGGCAUUCUGGAAGGAAAACUGGAAGGAUUCCGGCGAAAUUUCUGAAGAAAUUCCAUAAAUUAUAAUGGAGUUUCUAUAAUAAUGUUUUAGUUAUAAUUCAAAUAUAUGCAGAAAAAAUAAAAAUAAAAGUUACAAAAAAUAACAAUUUCAUCGAAAUUUUCAAUAAUUUUAAAAAAAUCUUGAAAGAAGUGAAUCAAGAAUAUUUUCAAGGUGUAAUUAAAAAAAAAAUCUUUUGAGAAAUUCUGGAGGUGCCGGAAUAAUGACAGGUAGAUAUUAUAUUCAGCAGGAACUAACAGGAAGCUAGUUUGAGUCACUUUAAAAUUGGGAAUCUGGAGGAAUUUCAGAGCAAAACGUGAGGUAAAUCAGAAGAAAUUCUAGAUUAUUUGUUUGAGAAAUUCCAGAAAAUGUAUUAAGUAAUUCAUGGCGCUUUUCUCAAAGAAUUUCAGGUAAAGGUAUUGAAAGGAAAAUUGUUAAUGAAUUUUACGGAGCGAAUACUGAUGGUAUUCCAAAGUAUAUUUUCAUUAAAUUUUUAGGAUAAUUUUGAGAAAAAAACAGGAGAACUUCAGAAGGGAUUUCUUCUUCAGAUAGUACCCCAAGAGGAUAUCUCCCGAUGUGUGCCAGGAAACAUCGUAAAUAAAUCUUAGAGAAAAAUCUAUAUGAACUCCAGAAAUUUAUAGACGAAAUUCUUCAGGAAUUUAAGAAAGAACUAUGAUAGAAUUCCAGGACGAAAUACUGAGGCAUUUUGGGGGAAGCUUUCAAAAACUUUCAGAAGAAAUCAUGAAAGAUUUCCGAAGGUAUUUCUGAAGAGUUGUACACGGAAUCCUGAAAAAAUGUUGAAGUUACCGAAGAGAAAAGUCUGAAGGAAUUGUGGUAUUAUUUUUAUUAAUUUCCAGGAGAAUUAUGUUGACAUGACGAAGGAUUUAUGGAGAAAUUUCUGAAAGAAUUCUGUAGGAAUUUCAUGGGCAUUCUGAAGAGUUUUAGGAAGGAACUUUAACAGAAUUCCACGGGGAAUCCCUAAAACUUCUUCAAACAAGAGGCAGAGUUUCCAUUUCUGAAAAAUAAAAAAUAAACAGAAAUUGCAAUGGAAUUUAAGGAGGAUUCUCUCAAUAAUUCUGGAGAAAAAUCUGUAACAAUUCCAGGGAGAAUUCUGACGGAAUUUCAGUUGUAAUUAAGAAAAAUAAUCCAAACGAUAAACUAUUUCUAAAUUAUUAAAAAAAAUCAUAAUUUUUUUGGGAUUUCGAACUACGAACUACAAACAAUCAGAGAGAUGUAAAUUUAGAGAUUUCUGAAGGCAUACCCACGGGACAAUCUGGAGGAAUUCCGGGGGGAGUAUUUGGAGUAAUCCUAAGAGAGAUUCUGGAGUAGGCUGUCCUAAAAAAAACGAUGUUCAAAUAGUAGAGGUGCUCAACCCUAAAAAGAAAAGUAUGCAUGUUCGAAGCACUUUUGUAAAACAUUUCGUUUUUCUAAAAAAAUCAUUUGAAGGUUCCGCCUGGGCAAUUUUUGAAAAAUGAACCUUUUUCAUAGAAAUCCUCAAAAAAAAUCAUUUUUCGUAAUGUUUUUACAACUUCUGAUUUUUUUUCAACAUUUUUUUUCUGUAGUCCUCUAGGUAAUUCUUGUAGGGUAUUGGUUUUUGGGGUAUACAGGUACUCUUCGAUAUAACGUACAAAAAAGUUUUCUCUUUGUACGUUAUAUCGAAGUGUACGUUAUAUCGAAGCAGAGAAAAAAAUAUUAUUUUUUAUGCUAGUAUUGAUGUAUUCGACGUGAAAUUAAUCCCAAAUAAUGAUUUCAGUGAAAUUCACAAAACCAAUAAUGAAAAACUUGAGUUUUGACGAAAAAGUCAUUUCGUUUUUUGUGCUUCGAUAUAACGUACAUUUUGCUUCGAUAUAACGUACACUAAAUUUUUCCCCAAAUUGCGCUAAUUCUGGGUAACAAGACUAAUGCUGCAACAAAACAUUGAUUUGAGUGAUUUCGUAGUUUAUCUAAGGGUAAUUCCUGAGAAAAAUAAAAAAAUUCAAUGUUGUACGUUAUAUCGAAGCAAAAUGUACGUUAUAUCGAAUUCGCUAUAUCAAGGGUACGCUAUAUCGAGGGUACGUUAUAUCGAAGAAUACCUGUACAUAUAUGGAAUAUAUCAUUUUAAAUAUUUUUGAAAUAUUGAAAGCGUAAUAUCUCAGCUUCUAGACUAGAUAUUCUAAAUCUUUUUUUUAGAUAAAUGACUCAUACGGAUACUAGUAUCAGACAAACCUUUAUGGUUGACAAUUAAUAAUAGUACAUGUGUUUUCAAGUAAACUUUGAUGAAAAUUGCUAAAAAAUAGACUUCUUAUUAGUACACAAAAGGUUCAGUCAUCAAUAUAAACACAAUUUUUAUAAAAAACCAAUACCCAACCAGAAUUUUUAGAGGUUCAUAGAAAAAUAUAAAAAUAUUGGAAAAAAAACGGAAAUUGAAAAAAAAUACAAAAAAAAAUGAAAAUUUUUAUGAAAUAAGGGGUCAUUUUUCAAAAAUUGCCCUGGCGGAGCCUCUAAAUGUUUUUUUUUCUACAAAAACGAAAAGUUCUACAAAAAUGCUUCAAAUAUGCAUAGCUUUCAUUUUAUACUAAAACACCUUGACUUUUCGUGCAUCGAUUUUUUGGUACAGGGAAAUUUCGAAGAUUUUUUGGUACGGGGAAAAUUAUAGAGGAAGCCCAGGAAAAAUUCUAGACGGUUUUAAUUAGGAACUUAAAAUAAAAAUCUAAGGAACUUCUUAAACUAUUCGAGGAAUAACUUUGAAAAGGAUUUCAGAAAUUUCAAAUGGAAUUCCUGUUUUUUUUUUCUUCAAAGAAUUUGAGAGAAAAUUUUAAACCAGCAAAUGCCGAAAACAUUCUGAAAAAAAAACUAUACGAGAUCCAGAUUCAAUUCUAAAGGAACCUCAGUAGCAAUUCUGAAAAAAAAAACCUUUUAAAGAAACUCCUUUUAGAAUUCAUAAGUGGCAUUCAGAAGCAAUUUCUGGUGGAAGUCUGUGGGUAUUACAAACGUGUGAUUGUGACAAAAAAUCAGGAAAUUUUUUGAAAUUCGAGACAGAAUUUCGAAAGAUUUCUUAAAACAAUUUCGGAAAGAUCGAAGAAUUUGCAAGAGUACAUGCAGAAAAUCCGAAAAGAUUCCAAACUAAAACCGAAUUCCAUAGGUCAAUCUAUAUAUGUUCCAAAGGGAAUCCUGAAGGAAUUUCAAGUAAAUUCUGAAUAAAUACCAGAUGAAAUCCUACAUAUUUCUAAACGAAUUAUGAUAGAUUUCUUGGAAUUUUAAAUGAAUUUCAGGAGGAGUUUUGAGUUGGAACUCCACGGAGAAUCAUAAAAAAAUCAAGGAGAAUGGAAUGAAAAAAAAAAAACCAGAGUAAAAUCAGAAGGAAUUGCGGAAACAUUUCGGAGCAGUUUGAAGGGAAGUUUUGCAGAAUUUCAGUUUGUAUUUCAAGACCAACAUGAGAAAAAGGAAGAACAUUCAUUGCGAGUUUCAUCUCAUCCUGUUUGUCAUAUUUCCAUUUAUUUAUUUUUUCAAACAUUCUCCAGGGAUAGAUAGAAGGAAGCCAUAUCUUUCUGUAAGUAGAAAAAAACACUAAUGUAAUAUAAUGAUGGGCAAAACAUCUUGGAGGAACGAUGACCAGAAAAGCUGAAAUACGCAAUGGUUGAUCCGCUCUUUUUAUAUGUUGGUCUAGAAUUCUGUACGGAAUUAAGGAAAAAUUCUGAAGAAAAUCUGGAAGAUUUCAGUGAAGAAUUUUGAAAAAUUUCUUGAGAAAAUAUUUUUGUUCUGAGUUAAUUCAGUGUAAUUCCUAAGGAAAUUUAGGGACUUUUUAAAGGAGUUUUGAAAAAAAAUUCGAAGGAAUUUUAUGAAGAAUAUUUUAGGAUUCUUCUGCGAACUUCAGAAGGAAUUCCAGGGUGACUUUCGAAAGAAUAACUUACUUCAAAUUCUUACGCGUGCCAUUGCAGAAAUACAACACCUGCAUGGAAAUCUCAUUCGUUCUAGACAGCACGAGCGUGGUGAAUUUUCAGACCCAAAAUGAUACGAGCACUGGAAGAUUGUGCGAAAUUCAUCCGAAAUUUCAAGCGGAUUGCUCAUGAAAAACCUGGAGGCAUUCUUGUGCAAGUCUAGGGUUAAUAAUAUUAAAGGUUUGAGGGGUGAUUUCGAAAAAAAUAAUCAGAAGUUAAUUGUAUGAAAAUUUGAGGUACAAUUCUGAGAAAAUUAUGCAAGUACUUUAGAAUUUUCGAUAGAUCUUCAGGUGGUAUUUUUAAAGAUUUUCAGGCACAACUUUCAAAUGAUGGAGGAAUUUCAGUCAUAACUCUGCAGAUAUUCCAGGUAGAGUUUCUGAGGAAUUUCUGCAGCACUUCUGGAAGGAAUUCUGGAUAAUUUCUUGGAGGAUAUUUUGCAGCAUUUCAGGCCGGAGGUAGCUCAAAACUUAAAAAAAACACACAUAUUUAAUCUGAAAAAAAUAGUCAGAAACCUGAAGAAAUUUAAAACGUUCUAGAAUUACGUAUUAUUGGCGGAGUUCUGAAGAAAAUCUGAAGGAGUUCUCGUCGGCAUUUCGAAGUUUUUCCAAAAUGGCUCUUAAAUAUUUUCAAAGCUUCAAAGGAAUUCUAACGGAAGUUCUGAACUAAUUUUGAAGAUACUCUUCAAGAACUUUGAGAAAAACUCUACGCGGUAGUGUGAAGGACAAAUUUUGAAGAAAUUUAAUCUCGAGCUGGGAAGAGAUUCCAUGAAAUAUUCUGAAGUAAGUUCUAAAUAAUUAUUUGUUGAAUGUAUUUAGAAGGUAACGGCCCGAAGCAUAAAAAUUCCCAUAACUAUGGAACACAUGUGUUUGGAAAUUUCCGAGCCAUCUAGCAUUAAGAUGUUUUUAGAGGUAGCGUAUGGCCUUUCUUAAAUACAUCGCAAACGAGAAAGGGAAAAUAUUGUGUCAUCUGAGUAUCAGCCGAAUAGGAAUCCCCCAACAAUAAGUCUGUCUACGUAAAAAAUACAAAAAUUUCGAAGAUACAGUGUGUGUUAAACUGACAAUUUCAGGAACAAAUUUGUGAAAAAAUUGUCACUUGUUUUGGUGAGAGAUAAAGUUGGGAAAGCCAGACCCGGUUGGACCUGGAUGGAGCUUCGAAUCCACGUUGACUUUCUAUUCUACAGAAUCGUAACUUGUUCUGCCGUUUAUUUGGUUAGGGUUUAUCAAAGUCGAGGGUUCGAAUCCCAUCAAAACAAGUGGUACUUUUACACAAAUUCAUCUCUCAAUGUUUCAAUUAAAUACACAUUGUGUCUUCGGAAUUUGAAUUUUUUCGUCUAUUUCAGACGUACCAGCCGACUGGUAUAGUCAGCAAGGGCAUUAAAAUUAUCUACUAAAUCUGCUACGGCUACCGAGCUCCUUCCACGAUGAUGCUGCCUAUUGACGUCUGAGUCAAUCAACCACCAGCAUGUUCAGCCCUGUCUACACUGAAAUUCUUUCAUUCUUACACAAUCGUAAUACAUAUAAAGUUCCUUUUAGUAUUAAAAGAUCUUUUCGCUUGAUGGCCUUUUGAUAUUAGACAGUUGAGUUUAAACAACUGUUAAUGACAGAUCAUUCCUAAUUUUUCUCCUUUUUUGAUUUCUGUUUUCACUGUGAUUUAUAUGCAUCUCUACUUAUGGUUUUUUAAAAAAAAAAAAAUUGUCAUUCUUAACACUUCCUAAGUGCCGAAAUGAUUGACUUUCACUGCCUGUUAAGGCACAACGUAUAACCGAAGUGCCAUACAUUGCUUCGGCUGUAUUGCAACGACAAUGUUGCAAUCUUUCCAGUGCGGUAAAAUUUUAGCAAUAUUGAAUGAUUAAAUAGCUAUGCUGCAUAUUAAUGAGCCCACGUUAAUAAUAAAUCUGCCGACAUUAAUAAUUCCAUGGAAAUGUACUGUGGUUCAGCAAUACUAUAUCAGAGUCUGAUUCGGUCUUUCGACCCAUAUUGCCAACCACCAUGCAGCAGUACAGAUCCUCGCGGGAGUCGUACGACGCCUUCAUCCGGCUGUUCCGCAUCUUCAGUCGCCUGUGCGGGGCAGAUAUCUUGGACGACGAUUAUAAAGUCGAUAUUCGCACCAUUACGCUGUGCUCGACUGUGGCAAGCUACCUGGUGAGUGUUUUCUACAGUGUGUUCUACUACUACCCGGACUGGCUGGACGUGGUGGAAGUGUGCUCGCUCAUGGGAUUGGGCUUUCAAGGUGCCGUCAAGUUGAACAACUUCAUAUUCUACAGUGAGCAGUAUCGACAGGAAAACCGGUGGAUGCUGAAGUUCCUCAGCAUCCAUUCAGACCAUCCGAAGAACAAUGCCGCGUUGUUGAGCGUAUUGAACAAGAUACAUAUCUUCAAGGUUGUCCUGUUGAUGGCGUACUUUUCGGGAAUGGUGCUGAUCGGCUUUUUUCCCUUGGGGUACUAUCUUAUGUUCGGCGAACCAAAGCUGGCAAUGAACUUUCUGGUACCUUGGGUUGACCCGGGAACUCCGCUGGGCUUCGGAAUUACGCAGGUCUACCACUUGAUAAUAAAUGUCCUUUCGGCAGUCGGGAUCGCUGCUAUGGAUUUGAUUAUUAUGAUGGUAAUCGCAAGUGUGGCCGGACUGGUAGAUGUUUACCUGAACAAAUUGGAGGAGUUGGAUAAACUUUUAGAGUCGGAACUACCAGCGGAAACUGACAUUCGUGACAUGGUAUUGGAAAUCAUCGAUCUUCAUCAGAAAAUAAUCAGGUACGAAACCGAUCUCAGGGAACGUUACAAAGUCCUGAACUUUGUGCAGCUGGCUUCAUCUGUGUCUUUUAUUGCGCUGAAUCUGUUUCUGUUCUACAUGUAUGAUUACUAUCAUGUGAUUGGGUUUCUACUGGCGGGAGUUUUCCAGCUCAUGGAGUUUUGCUUCCUGGGAACCAUUUUCAGUGUAAAGAAUGACGAUAUGACACGAGCGAUUUACAAUACAAAUUGGUACCUACUGGGACGACCAGAACAAAGAUCCUUACAGUUGAUUUUAAUUCGAAGUCAAAAAUCGGUGGAGUUGACUGCCUUGACGCUUCUGCCUUUGAAUGUGGAAACAUUUGUGGAUAUUAUGAAAAACAUCUACAGGUGUUUUGCUAUGUUGAUCACAUACAUGGAGCCUUUGUAAAAGGAAAUACGCAACCUUUCAAAUGCAAAAGAACCUUCGGUUAAAAAUCACGGAAAUCUAAAUAAUGUAAUACUCAAAUUGUUAUCAAUAAAGCAUAUUUUUGAAUUAUGGUAUUCGAAAACAGUAAAUGUUUCAUGACAAUCUAGGGGCAGCUCAUUUAUUACGUAAGGGAAUUUUCACGAUUUUUCGACCCCAAUUUUGAAACUUAAACUAAUUAUCCAUACAUAAACAAUGAAUUUCUUCCUGUCUGUCUAACCCUUAUAGACUCGAAAACUACUGAAAUUAUCUAAAACUCAAAAGCACUUCAGGACACGCGCCAUCAAGCAACCGAAACUGCACCGCGCUCACACUGUAUACGACGAGUGAGGCUUUCUGGUAGUGUUGUACUUUUUAUACAACAGCGUGCGUCCUGAAGGGUUAAAUUACACAUUUCUGCAUCUUACUUUUCAAUAUGGCCUCGCAUCCCAACAAGCCGAUAUUGAUUUGAUUUUGGAUCGAUUUUUCCCACUGUGAUUUAGUGUUUCAGGCCACUCUGUAGCUCUGCCACUGUUCCAAGCAUCUGGUGAUAAUAUUUACCGCAAAGCAUCAAUAUUGACCAGAUAUCGUGAAAACUGUACCCCGGUUGUUGAGCCCGGCUCGUCGCAAUCGCCCAAGGCGAUGAUGUAGAGAGUUCCGGUCAUUUGGUCCAACGCUAUUUGGCCGAAUGUCGUUUGAGCGAACGUCAUUUAGCCGAAUGCCGGUUAGCCCAAAAAGAAUGUUGAACUUAGGUGAUCAUACCACUGCUUGCUAGAUCAGAAUAACUCAAAAGAACAGCCUAUGAUUUAAAGUAUAAAAAAUCUCUGAAAUGGCCUAUGAUUGAAAAGUAGUAAAUAUUGGCCGCUAGAAUUAUACUUAGAGCUUGCUCACGCGUCCAAGUUCUUUUGAUCAUAAUCCGGCCAAACAACCCUUUCGGUCAAACGGCAUUCGGCCAAUUGGCCGGACAUCAUUGAAGAGUAGACAUGAGAGUCCGUCAUCUUACUGCAUUCUCCGGCGAGAUCAGAAUGAACUGGAUAGUUUACAUUUUGUAAAAACUUGCAAGGGAUUAAUAUUUCUGAAAACGUACUCUACAAGCUGGAACUUUUACAGUUUGAACCUAUAUUAUUCGAAUCCAAGACUAAUACCAAAGAUGGUUAGAAGGAAAAAGAUGAACGACUCCCACUCCUAACAGGCGACACGAAUAGCGCCGCUCUGGUGAGCCAAAGUUCAACUAACACACUCUUAAUGAAUUUUCGUAAAAAUCUCAAAACAAACGUUCAGGAAAAUUCACGCUAAACUUUUUUCACACAGUCACGCGCAAGGUUAUUAUUGUAAUCGCUAAUAGAUUUUCAAUUUAAUAAAUCGAUUCAGUGGUGGGUGAACCAAUGUUUAGCUUGAUUUGAAUGUUCCAAUGUUUACGAAUAUGU